Messenger RNA from Lobosporangium transversale, 453 nucleotides. RefSeq lists its product as hypothetical. Bases 1 to 453 code for a protein of 150 amino acids. The transcript is spliced from 3 exons. The record is from RefSeq and is a predicted model, not a curated record. Lineage: Eukaryota; Fungi; Mortierellomycota; Mortierellomycetes; Mortierellales; Mortierellaceae.
AUGGAGUCCAACACAAUCCAGGUUUCUGAACUACUCUACCUUGUGGCACAAUAUUUGCCACCUAUCCUCCUCCCCACUAGUAUCAAUAUCUCAUUAUCGCCAUCAUCAUCAUUAUCAGGUUUCAAAGAAUUAACGACAAAGACCUCAUUCAGGCCACCAAUACCUCCUCUCAAAACCAACUAUCUCAAAGUUUCUAGCGACUACUAUCAAGACUCUAAAAUUUCACCACCUCGGAAUCUGCUUACCAUCAUUCGUCAUUGUCCAUAUCUCACAGAGCUUGUGCUUGUUGUGGAUAAAUUGCUUACUGCACAACACUUGAAGCCACUGGAGCAAAAUUCAUUAAGUAUUGACAGUGACAGUAACAGCAAUAGUCAAGGAAAGAAUAAGAAUGCUACAGCGGUCAAGGUCGCCCAGCUGGCCAAGCUCUUGGCAAAUUGUUUACAAACAGAUUGA